This is a messenger RNA of Peronospora belbahrii, 483 nucleotides long. Lineage: Eukaryota; Oomycota; Peronosporomycetes; Peronosporales; Peronosporaceae. The record is from the annotation of a GenBank genome assembly.
AUGACAGGUCUAGGACGCUUCGUCUUGUUUAGUGUGGCGCUUGUAGUGGCUAUUAUAGCGUUUGCCUGGCCGCAGAUUGAACAUCGUCUCAUUAAUAAUGGCUAUAGCUGCCCGUACCCCUUUUCUAUGCUAUUGAAUGGCAAGGGCACUGAAAACAAAGCAACGGCAGAAGCCGAAGAAUUACCUACGUAUACACUGGAGCAGCUUCGUGUAUAUGAUGGUUCAGAUGAGGAAAAGCCCAUUUUAUUGGCAGUCGGUGGCAAGGUUGUGGACGUGACGACGGGUGCCAAGUUUUAUGGCAAGGGAAUGUUGUACAAUCAAUUUGCUGGAAGGGCUUGUACGCGUGCAUUGGCGCUGGGUUCGCUCGAGGAGAAAGAUAUCAGCGACGACGUCUCGGAUUUUGAUGACAAACAGACGAAGGAACUGGUCGAGACGAAAUUAUUCUACUACGAAAAGUAUCCUAUCGUCGGAGAGUUGGCGUAG